CUUUUCCAUUAAGGUAAGUAAAUAGUUUUCUCAUAACAAAAUACACUUUAAACAUUAGCUCGACUUUCAGUACUGAACAAACUCGAUAUUUUUAAAUGAACAUCGAAGGCAAACAAUCCAGUUUCCUUCUUACCAAAGCUCCACACUUGAACACUUUAAUCUAAUAUAAGACACAUUUUAACCUCAGUCUUGCAUAACUGACCUGAUCUUUCCCAGAGAAUCUGAAAGUACACACAUUUAAACUGUAACACUCCUCUUCUGCAGUAAUGACAGCUGAAACCUGAGCUAUACUAUAGAUGUCAUUUGUAAUAUGACUUUUUCUGCUAAAUCAGUUUGAGUAUUCUGUGUAAUAUUUUACUUUCAGGUGUAUAUAGAGUGCAAUACUUUGUUUUUCAGCCCUAAUAUUCAGCUUUCAGGUUUCAUUACUUAUAUACCGCCCUACAGAAAUCCAUCAUGGAGCAACCGAUGAAGAGAAAGCUGACCGAUGACACUGAGAUCUCCUCUGACUGCAUGAAGAUGAGGAUCUCUGACAUGACGCCCCUCAGAAUAACCUCAGACUUCUCCUCCUCAAAAAGACUGGUUGAAGUCGUGAAGACCCCGCCCAAAGUCUGGAUCAUCGGGUCCAGCUACAUCCGACGAGCAGAGGACGCGGCCCCCAAAGAGUUCGGAGCCAAUCUGGGUCUGAACGCCAGAGUCCACUGGUUUGGCAAAGGAGGCCUGAGAUGGAGCGGCGUCAUUCCCCGUUUCUACGCCGAGCUGGCCCAGCAGUCUCCCCCCGACGUUUUGGUGGUUCACGCUGGAGGCAACGAUCUCGGACUCGUGUCUCCGAUGGAACAUGCCGCCAACAUCCAGGCUGACCUGGUGCACCUCCACAAGGCCUUCCCCUCCAUGGCCAUCGUCUUCUCAGCCAUAAACGAGCGUAAGGCUUGGAGAUACGGGAAGCCUGUCAAGAUCAACGCUGACCGUAAGAUUGUCAACAGAUACAUCAGCAAGACUGCUGGAAGCUUCGCUGGCCGGGUUAUUGAGCACCACUCCCUCAGACACUUUGAAAAUGUGUUUCUUCCGGAUGGGGUGCACUUUAACCAGCGGGGGAACAGAAUCUUCUUGACCAAGAUCCGUAAUGACAUCAGGGAGAUUCUGCAGCCAGCUGCCCCAAGCAACAGAUCAUGAAGAGCCAGUCUACACCAGGACACCAUUAUUUAUUUGCUUUCUUUUCUUUCAGUUAUUUUGUUCUUUAUUGUGCUCAUAUAUAUAUAUGUAUAUAAUAAAAAUAUUAAAACAUAUAAUAUUUGUCAAUAAUGUACUAUGCUGUGUGACCAAAUACCCAGAUAUCUUUAUGGUGUUCUUAUCCUUUGAUCUUCCUCAGUGUACCUGUUAUAACCCGUUUCUAUAGUGGAGGGUAUGAACUCUGGAUUUAUUGCUAUUUUAGUAAUUCUAAAGAUGGAGUUUGAAAGACCUAACUUCUUCCUGACUAUUGACCAAACCUUCUUUGUUUCUUUGAUGCACUCGUUUGUGAUUUUCACCCCCUUUAGUAUUUUCUUGCUUAAAAAUGGAAGGGAUUCCAAAGGGAAAUUUGAACAAGAACUAUUUUCCAUUUCUACCCAUAUAGAUUCUGUAUCCUUAGUUAUCCACAUAACAAUUGCUCCAAGUUGAGCUGCCCAGUAGUAAUUUUUUAAGUUGGGUAAAUUCAACCCACCUUUCUCUUUAGAGCCCUGAAGAAUGUUAUAUUUAAUUCUUGCCCUUUUAUUUUGCCACACAAACUUUGAUAUAUUUUUGUCUAAUAUUUUUUAAAAAUUGUUUGGUACUUUAACAGGCAGUGAUUGAAACAAAAAUAACAGUCUAGGCAAUAUGUUCAUUCUCACUGCUUCGAUUCUCCCUAUCAACGGCUAUAUCCCUAUGCAAUUCCCUUAUCAACUUUCCAUUAUUUGCUUCAAAAAGUUGUGAGAUGGAUGGAGUGAUAAUAAUACCUAGAUAUCUAAAUCCAUUAUUAGACCAUUUAAAUUUCACUAUAUCCUCUAGUUCUGCUGGAAAUAUCCCUGAAAGCAUCAUGGAGACAGAUUUGGAUUCAUUAACUAAAUAUCCUGAUAUUUCUCCAUAUUCUGCAAGGUUAUUCAUAAGUGCUGGAAUAGAUGAUACUGGUUUGCUUAUGUACAUGAGUAUAUCAUCCACGAAUAAAGAAAGCUUAUGUUCUACACCUCCCUGGUCUAUAAUUCCUUUAAUUUUCUCACUAAUUCUUAUUGAUUCUGCCAAUGGUUCAAUGCUAAUGGCAAACAAUAAGGGACUAAGACAAUCUCCUUGUCUAACACCUCAAGGGGAAGAAAUCAGAGCAACACCCAUUUACUUUAAUCCUUGAUUUGGGGUUCCUAUAAACAAUUUUUACCCAAUCUAUGAAUGAAUUAUUGAACCCAAAUUUUGCCAGUAUAUUAUACAGAAAUUGCCACUUCACACUGUCAAAUGCCUUAUGUGCAUCUAAACUAAGCAACAUAUUAUCCUCUUUGUUCUGCUUAGUAGCACAUGAAAUAAUAUUUAAUGUUCGUCUAAUAUUGUUAGCCCCCUGCCUCCCUGGAAUAAAUCCUGUUUGGUCAGGUUUGAUUAUUUUUUUAAUAUGUUUCUGUAUUCUCUGUGCUAAAAUGCUUGUCAAUAUUUUUAAGUCAGUACACAGUAGGCUAACAGGUCUAUAGUUUUCGCACAAUACUGGCUCCCUCCCCUCUUUGUGUAGUACUGAAAUAAUGGCUUCUGACCAGAGGCGUCACUAGGUUUUAAGGACGGGGGGGGCUUAGCCCCCAGGAGAUGCACAGGAUGGGAGCGAACAUUUAAUUUUACAGCUAACAAAAACUGAGAAAUUGCUUUUCCACAUUAAGAUUUAGACUUAUUCAGAGAUACUUUACUGUGUAAAUGUUUUACACCACAGUGGCCAUGACUUUUGCUCACAACACAAUAACUCAGAGCUGCCAAGUUGUGACCAGACCUCAGAGAUUUGGUUUGUGCAGGAAGCUGAUGGGGGGUCUGGGGGUCUUCCCCCAGAAAAUUUUGAAAAUUACUGAUCCUAUUUCCUGCAUUCUGGUAUAUUUUAUGAGCAUUUUGUUAAAAUCUUAUUAUAGAGG
Messenger RNA from Acanthochromis polyacanthus (spiny chromis), 3104 nucleotides. RefSeq lists its product as uncharacterized. The transcript is spliced from 2 exons. Lineage: Eukaryota; Metazoa; Chordata; Actinopteri; Pomacentridae. The record is from RefSeq and is a predicted model, not a curated record. The coding region runs from base 454 to 1170 and encodes 238 amino acids.